UCUGACAGAGGGCGGGAGUUAGCGACGGCGGAGAGCCAAUCAGAUGCUUCUCCUUCUGAGACGAGGAAGUUGAAAUUAAAGGUGUACCCCCAGCGCCAAAACUAGCAGGUGUGUGUUUAACGUGGUCAUAAGUGAACACCUGGGAUCAUAAAGUCACAUUUGACGCCAUCAUGACAUCGACACAACUGUGAGGCAGAGAUUGUGUUGACGACUACGGUCUCAGGCCCGAAGAGUGAAAGCUCCCCUGAGGUUGAACAACAAUCCGAGCCAGGGAAGAAAGGCGGAGGAAGUGCAGACCGUGUGAUGACCCGAGUAGAAAAACAAGACCAAAACGGCAGCGAGACAAAUGGACCGCUGGACAAAGGCUCCUCAGGCAGUGUUCCUCUGCAGCUGGAAGGAGUGGUGGGCCUGGAGAUCCACGCCCAGAUUCACUCCAACACCAAGUUGUUCUCCGGCUCUGGGGUCCAUUUCAUGUCUCCUCCAAACUCCCUGGUGUCAUUCUUGGACGCCUCCUUACCCGGCACGUUACCUGUGUUGAACAGGCGAUGCGUUGAGGCAGCGGUGAUGACGGGGCUCGCCCUCAACUGCAGCAUAAACAGGAAGUCCCUUUUUGACAGGAAACACUACUUUUAUGCUGAUCUCCCCGCAGGAUACCAGAUCACGCAGCAGCGGCGGCCCAUCGCGGUGGACGGCAUGCUGACCUACAGCCUCAUGGGCGGUAAAAAAAAGAACCAGGUGCUGAGGAGAAACGUCCGCGUCAAGCAGAUUCAGCUGGAGCAGGACAGCGGCAAGAGUCUCCACGACGACGUCCGCGGACAGACGCUCAUAGACCUCAACAGAGCUGGUGUGGGACUGAUGGAGCUGGUGAUGGAGCCUGACAUGAAGUGCGGCGAGGAGGCAGCGGCGGCCGUCAGGGAGCUUCAACUCAUCCUGCAAGCCCUCGGCACCUGUCAGGCCAACAUGUCUGAGGGCCAGCUGAGGGUGGACGCCAACGUGUCGGUUCACAGACCAGGCGAGCCUCUCGGUGUCAGGACUGAAGUGAAGAACAUCAACAGCGUUCGAUUCCUGUCCAAAGCCAUCGACUACGAGAUCCAUAGACAGAUCGACGUCCUGCGGAGGGGAGAGAGCGUGCAGAACGAGACCCGCGCUUACGACUCCAAAUCCGGGACUACCAUGCCCAUGAGGGACAAGGAGGGUCUUCAGGACUACAGGUUCAUGCCAGAGCCCAACCUGCCCCCUCUGAUGGUGUACGAGGAUGACGCCUCGUGCCCACCGGCGGCCGACCAGGCGGUGGUCAUACAGAAUUUAAGGGCGGGGCUUCCAGAGCUGCCCAGCAAGAAGCGAGACAGGCUGGUCCAAACUCUCGGCAUCCUGCCCGAGCACAGCUUCACCCUGCUGAACGAGGAAGGCCUGGUGGAGUACUUUGAGUCCGUGCUGAAGGCCACCAGGAGGGAGCCCAGGAAGGAUGGCUGGGUGACCAACGAGCUGCUGGCCCUCCUUAAACAAGGAGAACUGAAUGUGAGCCAAAGCUUAUUUGAUUGCAUUUCAGCCCCGUUUCCCCCGUCCGCCUUGGCCGAGCUGCUGGAGCUCCAGGAAAGGGGAAGCAUCUCGUCCUCCGUGGCCAAGCAGGUGUUCCAGGAGAUGUGGAGGUCGUCGGGCGAAAAAACGCCGGCACGGAUCAUCCGGGAACAGGACCUGGGCCUCGUUAGCGACGUCACGCAGCUGCACGACAUCUGCCAGAAGGUUCUGGACACGCAUCCCGACAAGGUCCGUGCCAUCAAAUCGGGGAACCAGAAAGUUCUGAACAAGCUCAUGGGACUGAUUCAGAAGGAGACCAAAGGCCGAGCCGACCCGGUUCUAGUGCGGGAGAUUCUACAGGAGAAGAUUUUGUCGUUCAAGGACACCUCGACAGACUAGCAUCGCCACAUUUCAAUCUGUCUAGAUCAACUACAGUAAGUAGGGAUGGCUACCGAAUUCGGUGCCUGUUUUUUGGCACCGGCCAAAAUCGGUGCCAAUGUUACAAGACCCGGGUUGCGUGUGGACCAUCACUCCAGCAGCACUGAGAGCGGACUCAGCCCAAUGACCUCUACUGGAGGUAUGUUGCAACUUCCAAUGCCAUCAUAGAAAUUGACUCUCAAAAACGCCUCAUCCCAAGUAAAGUAAGGCUUCACUUUUCCAAAAAUGCGCUAGGUUGGUGCUAAUAAACUUGGGCUUUGCUUUCGGCAUGUUACAUCAGUCCUUCUCAAAUAGUGGGGC
This is a messenger RNA of Entelurus aequoreus (snake pipefish), 2256 nucleotides long. RefSeq names its product glutamyl-tRNA(Gln) amidotransferase subunit B, mitochondrial-like. Gene Ontology annotation, molecular function: glutaminyl-tRNA synthase (glutamine-hydrolyzing) activity. The record is from RefSeq and is a predicted model, not a curated record. Gene Ontology annotation, biological process: glutaminyl-tRNAGln biosynthesis via transamidation; mitochondrial translation. NCBI's taxonomy places the organism in Eukaryota, Metazoa, Chordata, Actinopteri, Syngnathiformes, Syngnathidae.